This is a messenger RNA of Plasmodium yoelii, 7185 nucleotides long. RefSeq names its product conserved Plasmodium protein, unknown function. The coding region runs from base 1 to 7185 and encodes 2394 amino acids. The record is from RefSeq and is a predicted model, not a curated record. NCBI's taxonomy places the organism in Eukaryota, Apicomplexa, Aconoidasida, Haemosporida, Plasmodiidae. Gene Ontology annotation, biological process: mRNA splicing, via spliceosome. Gene Ontology annotation, molecular function: protein binding; U2 snRNA binding. The transcript has 10 exons. Gene Ontology annotation, cellular component: U2 snRNP; nucleus.
AUGAGUGUCUAUCAUUUAUAUAAUAAUAUAAUACCUAGCAAAUCCAUACGAACAGCAUUGUGUUCAAAUAUUAAAGGGAAUCAAAAAAAAUAUUUAAUAUAUGGUUGUAAUAAUUAUAUAAAUAUAUGUAGUGUAGAUAAAAAUGGAUGUACAGAUGAUUAUUCUAAUCAUUCUGUUUUUUGUGAAAUUUUAGAAUUACGAGAAUAUAUUCCAGAAAAAUUAAUUGAUAAAGAAAGGGAAGAAAAUGAAAAAAAAAUAGAAAAACAAACAAAAAAAAUAAAAAAAAAAGAAAAAGAUAAAUUACGAGAUAAAGUAAAAUCAUACUUAUUUGUAUUAACAAAAAAAUAUAAUUUAUUAUUAUUAGAAUAUAAUUUAAAAACUAAAAAUUUUAUUACAUUAAAUAGUAUAAAUUUAUCAGAAGUAAAUGGAAUGAAUAUUGAAGAAGAUAUAACAUUUUUAAUAGAUGAAAGACAUCGAACUAUAUUAUUUUAUGGAUAUAAAAAUAUUUUAAAAUAUAUAUGUUUAGAAUAUGAUGAUUAUUUAAAUUUGUCAAAUCUAUAUACAUUGAGAUUAGAUGAGCGACUAAUUAUUGAUAUGGCUUUUUUAAAAAACGACUAUAAUAGAGUAUACAAUAAUAAUAAUACAAAUUUUAGUCUUAAAAAUAAUAAAUCUGAAUCUAAAAGAAGUGUAGAUAAUAAUUCUUUUAAUAUUUAUGGUGAAGAAUAUGAAAAAAAAAAUUUGUAUGCCCAAAAUAGAACCGAUAAUAGUUUUAAUAAAAAAUCGAACCCGAAUUUAGAAGAUGUUUUAAAAUCGGAGCUUAAUACAAAUUAUCAUCAAAAUAAAAAUCCAAAAUAUAGUAAUAACAAUAUUAAUGAUAGCAGUUCUAGAUGUAAAUCAGCUGAAUCGAAACAAUGGGCUUUUGCUAAAAAGGAAGAAAGAGAAAAUGGUAGAGGAAAUGAUUAUAAUAAUGUUAUAAAAAAUAAAUUGACUGAUUCGGAUGGUGAAAAUAUUUACUUUAAUAAAAUUAUGAACAAUGAAAAAAAUGAAAUCGAUAAACAUUCAUCAGAAUCUAAAUGGAGAGACAAGAGAAAUAAUGUAGAUGCAACAAUUUGUAUAUUAUAUGAUUCUAAAAAUAAAGACUCAUAUAUAUACGAAAGAUAUAUAAGAUUAAUUCCAAUUAGCAACCGAAACGAAAAUCGAAUAAAUUACGAGACACCUUGUAAAUAUCGAACUGGUGCAACCAACCACAAUAGCAACAAUCAUAACAGCCACAGUAACAAUAUGGCGUCUACCCAUUUUGUAGAUAACGAUAAUAUGAACAAUACAAGUAGUAAUGAUAUUUAUCAAAAAAAUAGUGAAAACGAAAAUUUAAUUUUACCUAACUAUUAUAAAGCUCUUAUGGUAGAUUCAAGUAUUAAUAAAAUUGUUUGUUUGAAAAAAAAUAGAAUACUUUUAAUAGGGUUUCAAUUUAUAAAUCUUAUAAAUUUUGAAAGUAGUCAGGAUAGAAAUUUUUUUUUAAGUUCAGAAUUAAGAACAAUUAGAUGUGUUGAAAAAUUAGGAAAAAAUAAAUUUAUACUUGCAGAUGAUUAUGGUGAUAUUUUUAUUUUAUCUUGUUUAUCUAAGUUAGAUAAUACAUCACAUAUGCUUAAAAAUUUCCAAAAUAAUAAUAACAACUAUAGCAAUGACAUAAUGAAUUGCAAAAAUCUCAUUGAUAAUAAUAUUUUAAAAGAAAAAAACAAUUUUAAUUUCAAACGUGGUAAAGAAAAACGUAAUAGUAUUGAUGUGUGUACGAAUUUAGGAAAUUGGGGAUAUUCAGAUGUAGAAUCUAUUCAUCUUCAAUUUAUUGGAACCUGUUCUAGGUCAAAUAUUAUAGUUUCUAUUUAUUCAGACAUAAUAUUUUUAGGAUCCCAAGUAAGUGACAGUUAUUUAUUACGAAUGCACAACUAUCCUGUAAAUAGUAAUAUGGGUUCUAGUUUUGUUGGAAAUGCAUCUAAUAAUUUUGCAUUAAAUACUAUUGAUACAAUUUUUCAAACAAAUGAAAAAUAUUAUGGUAAUUUAUAUAUAGAUAAUUUAAAUAAUGAUAAUAUAAAUACGAUUCAAAAUGAAUUUAAAAAUAAAACAGAUGUAAAUAUAAAAGAAGAAAAAAAAUUUUAUAUAGAAAUCUUAUCUUUUAUACAAAAUAUGGGACCUAUUUUAGAUUUUUGUUUAAUUGAAAAUGCAAAUAACGAAAAAGAAAUAGUAACUUGUAAUAGUUAUGGAAGGACAGGUUGUAUAUCUAUUAUACGGAACGGAUUAAAAACAAACAUAAUUUCCAAAUUAAAUUUUGAUAAAAUUACAGAUAUAUUUUCAGUUAAAUAUAUUAUAUGUUUAAAAAAAAGUGAUUCAAAUGUUGAAGAUAAAGAAAAUCAUAUGAACAAACAAGAUAAAUCAUCGAAAUCAAAAGAACCAUUUCAAUUUAAAGUAUUUGCAUCAUUAAAUAAUAAAAAAAAUGUUGAGAUUAAAGAUAUUGAUUUAUCUUUUUUAAAUAAAUAUUUUUUUGAAAAUGAAAAUGAUAUAAAUGUUUUAAAAUAUUCAAAUUUUAUUUAUUUUCAUAUUUUUAUGAUUUGUCUAUCAUAUGGUUUUCACACAAAAAUUAUUGGCGUAUGUAUUGAUAGAGAGCGUGAAAAAGAUUCAAAGAUGACCAAUAGAAACGAAUGCAGUUUUAAUAAAUUUUAUCCAGAUUUUGAAGAAGAAAAUUAUAAAAAAGAAAUUCAAAAUGAUAUAUUAUUAUGUGAAUAUGAAAAUACCGAUAUAGAAUUAAAUGUAAAUACAAUUUUUUUCAACAUAAUGAAUAAUUAUCCAUAUAUAAUUCAAGCAACUAAUGAAUGUAUAAAUUUAUUUUGUUGUUUAUCAAUGAAAUUGAUUUAUAAAUUAAAAUUAAAUUUUAUUUGUAAAUUUUUUUUGUAUAAAGAUUAUUUUUAUAUAUAUUGUGAUAAUAGUAUAAAAAUAUAUACAAUUUAUGAAAAGAGUCUUAUUUUUUUAUAUCAAUAUAAAUUUGAUAAUCCAGUUACCUCUCUUCAUAUAUAUAAAGGAAAUAUAUUAUCAUGUGUUUUUAGUAAUAAAAAAGUUGUUUUAUUUAAUAUAUGUAACAAAGAUUUGAUUGAAAUAAAAAAUAAAAUAUUAAAAAAUGUGGAAAUUUCCCAAGCAGAAAAUGUACAAACAAUUAAAAAAAUCAAAACCAUUUUUACACCAGUAUGUCAUUAUAUUCCUGAUCAAAAUUUUUUUAUAUUUAUCUCAGAUAUUCAAAUAGUUGAAUUUAAUGAUAACUUAUAUUUAUUUAUUGGAUAUAAUAAUGGUUAUUUAGAAUAUUUUUUAUUAAGAGCACAUUAUCAAGUUCGAAAUAUUAAAAAAAUAAAAACAGAAAGAAAAAAAAAAAUAAGGAAAAUUAGACAAUCAAAUGAUACUUUUAAAAAUUAUUUAAUUCAAAAUAAAAAAAAAAAUUAUGAAAAAUUGAUAAUAAAUUCUGACUGUUCAGGUAAUAAUCUUAGUAAAAGUAGUAUAUCUGAAGUAACAAGCCAAAUUGAUAAAGAAAUAAAUUUAGAAACUGAUAAAAUAGAAGAAAAUGAUAAUGAAUGUGAUGAAAAUAAAAGUAGUGAAAGUAGUUUGAGAAAUAAUAAUUCAAGUUCAAUGAAAAGAUACUUCAAAAUAAAUAAAAAAUAUCAAGGAGAUAAAAAAAAAUAUUUAAAUAUUUUAAAAAUACAUAAAGAAUUUUUAAAAAAAAAAAAAGCAUCAUUAAAAAAUAUAUAUAAAAAAAGUGAAGAUUUAAAUUGUGGUAUGAAUUAUAAAAUGAAUAAGAAUCGAAAUAAAAUAAUUAAUGAUAUUGAAAAAGAAAAAAAAUUAAAAAAAUCAAAAAUAAAAAUGUUAAAAUAUUUAUCAGAAAAUUAUAUAAAUAUAUUUAAUUACUUUAAUUUUUCAAAAGAACAAUUUAAAAAUAUAUAUGAUCUACAUAAAUUAUGUGCACAAAAUACUGAUCAAAUCAAAAUAGAAUCGAAACUAUUUUACAAUAAGGAUGUUAGUUCUGAGAAUUUUAUUAACAUUGAUGAUUUUUUUAAAAUUAAAUGUGCCAAUAUCAAUUUAAAUGGCGAUAAAAAUGGUGAUAAAAAUUGCGAUAAAAAUGGCGAUAAAGAUGUAGACAGCAUCAAAGAUCCAGUGUGUAAUGAUUACAGCAACUGUUAUAGUAUGAACAAUCAUAAUUGUAAAAACCUAAAUGAGUCUCCAAAAUAUGAUAUGAAAAAUAUUCAUGAUGAUAUAAUAAGUGAGGAUAGUUCAGGAACAAUGAUAAAAAAAACAAAGAAUUAUAAUUUUUUUUCUAAUACAAAUUUAUGGAAUAAAGAAAGAAACAAUAUUAGUGAUAAAGAUUUAUCAUCAGAUUAUAAAAAUCGUAAAAUAUCAAAAAGAAAUAAAAUAAAAGAAGAUUCUAAUUGGAGUAGUAGCGAAGAUACUGUAAAUGAUAAUGAUAGAGAAAGGAAUGAAAAAAAAUCAAAUCAUAUUAUUCUAAAUAAAAGACGAAUGAAUUAUUUUUUCAAUUUUGUUCAAGUUUAUGGAUUAGAAUCAGAUGAUUCUACCAAAAAUUUUUGCACUUUUAAAAGGAAAAAAUUAAAAAAAAAAGAAAAUUGUGAAAAAAAAAAAAAAAAAAAAAAAAAAUCAAAAAAUAGUCAAAAUAGUCAAAAUAAUCUAAAUAAUCAAAAUAAUCAAAAUAAUCAAAAUUUUAAUAAAACAAUUGAUAGUGACACAUAUGGAGAAAAAUAUUUAGACAUCGAAAAUGAAAUCAUAUAUUAUUCCUCUUUUAGUUUUUCAUCAAGUGAAAAUGAAAAAAAUAAUAAAAAAAAAAAACAUCCUUUUCACAUUUUAAACAAAUCAAGAAUGAGACAUAAUAAUGAUAACGAAAGUUGUACUGAAUUGGAAAGCAUAUCAUCAUUCGUAUGUACUAAUAAAAAAAGCGAAACAGAAAAUGAAAUUUUAAAACAUGCAAUAAAUAUGUUAAGUUACAAUAAGAAAUGUCAAAAUGGUAAUAAUAAUGAUGGUAAUAAUAAUGAUGGUAAUAAUAAUGAUGGUAGUAAUAAUGAUAGUAGUAAUAAACGGAAAAGAGAAAUUUCAGUAAACAAUUUAGACAAUGAAAAAAAUAAUAUUUACAAGUUUAGUGACACAUACAUAAAAUCUGAGACAUUCCCUAAAAAAGCUAAUAAAAUAAGUUUAGGGGUAGAAAUUAUUGAAAAGGUAUUAGCUCUAUGUUUAGAAAAAAAUGAAGCAAAUACGAAAGAAGAUACAAAAUAUAAAUCAAAUAAAAGAUUGAGCAAUACAUUAAAAAAUGAUAUUUUUUAUAAUAAUGAUAUAAAAUGGGAAAAUAAAAAGGAUGGAGAAGAUAUUGCAGAGAGAUUUAUUUCAAGUGAAAGUUCAUUAUCUUGUUUGCAAAAUUUAAAUAACAUUUUUUUUGAUAAAAAAGUGUAUUUAAAAAAAUAUAUUAUUAAUAGUGAUAAUGUGUUACUAACAAAUAGAAGAAAAAUAAAUGUGUGUAGAUCUCCAAUAAAAUUUAAACAAUUUAAUAAAGUUUGUUCAGAAAAAAAUAAAAUUGAUAUAAAUAAUAAUAAUAAUAAUACAUGUGUAAAAAAAUCAAAUUUUUUAUUUAUUUGUUCUGAUAAUCCUAUAAUAAUUUAUUCUGAUAUUAAAAAAAAAAUAUCCUUAUCAAAAGUUUCUAUAAAAAAUAUAUUUUUAGUAGAUAUAUUUAAUGAUUUUGAUUAUUUAAACCCAUUUCAUAAUUUUAAUAGUUUUAAAAAAAAAAAUCAAAAUAAUUUAUAUUUUAUUUUUUUUGAUGGAUUAUCUUUAUAUAUAUCACAUCUAAAUGAAAUUAAUGAAACAUAUAUUCAAAAAAUACCAUUUUAUAGAACUGUUGAAAAAAUUGCUUAUCAUAACGAAAGUGGUUUAUUAAUAACAUCAUGUCCUACUGAAGAAAAACAUAAAACAAAUAAAAAUUUAAAACAAAUUAUAUGUUUUUUUAAUCCUCAUCAAAAUUCAUUUAAAUAUUCUUAUAUUAUUCCUUCAAAAUAUAAUGUCUCAAGUAUAUGUAUAUAUCAAAUAAAUAAAGAUAUAUAUCCAAAUAAGAGUAAUAUCAAUACAUUAAUAUGUGUAGGUACAGCUAAUAUUAAUGAUAGAGUUUCAGAACCAUCUUCUGGUCAUAUCUAUAUUUUUUUUGCAAAAAAAAAAGCUAACUUAUUUGAAAUUAAACAUAUAUAUACACAUAAUAUUAACGUUGGUGGAAUUACACACCUCAAACAAUUUUAUGAUAAGUUAAUUUCGACAAUUAAUAAUACGGUGGUUAUAUUAGAUAUUAGCGAUUUCCUCAUUAAUUUGGAUAAAUAUGUGGAUAACACUAACAAGCCAAUUAAACUGGAAAAUGAUGGAACGAUUGUAGAUGUAGCAUCCUUUACACCCAGUUCCUGGAUCAUGAGUCUUGAUGUGAUAGAAAAUUAUAUUGUGGUUGGAGACAUAAUGACAUCUGUAACUAUACUGUCCUAUGAUUUUAAUAAUUCAACUCUAACUGAAGUUUGUAGAGAUUAUUCCAACGUAUGGUGCACAUUCGUUUGCGCAUUGUCAAAAAGUCACUUUUUAGUCUCGGACAUGGAAUCCAAUUUUCUUGUGUUUCAAAAGUCAAGCAUAAGAUAUAACGAUGAAGAUUCAUUUAAAUUAUCGAGAGUAGCACUAUUCAACCAUGGGCAUGUUGUCAAUAAGAUGCUUCCCGUCUCAUUAUCCAGUCUAAUAGAAGAAGAAGAAGCACAAAAUGAAAUUUUGAGAAAAAAGGAAAGUAUUUUGUGUGCAUCAAGUGAAGGGUCAAUUAGUUCGAUAAUACCAUUUUCAAAUUUAACAAAUUUUAAAAAAGCUUUAUGCAUUGAAAUAGCAUUAAAUGAUAGUUUAUCAUUUAUUGGAAAUAUAAAUAACAAUUCUAAUAAUACAUAUAAGAUGAAUUUGUCUGAAAAAUCAUCUAAAGGGGUUGUAGAUGGGGAAGUAUUUAAAAUGUUUUUUUCUAUGCCUUUUGAAAAGCAAUUUAAAACAUAUAUUUAUGCAAAAUGGAUUGCAAAAAAAUUAAAUUGUAAAUUUGGAACCUUUGAAAAUUUUAUGUUAGACAUUGAAAAUUUGUGUAGUUUUUUAUGA